CACUAACUACCUAAACCACCUACCCGUCCUCCACUCUCCUCCCAUCUCCAGUUCUGCUCCACACUGUACCUCCAGCGCUACUACAAUACUACUGCUGCUACUGCUACUGCUACUCACAGACAGGUAUCCACCUCAACUCUCCGUGGCACCAGCAGGUAUCGGAGCAAACACCAUCCACCCACCUCAACGAAUGACCCCUCUUCACAUACCCACAUAAGACAUGACUGUCGCUCGAACAUCACCCGCCAACACAUGAUCACACCCCUUCCACCAUCACCAUGAAGUUCGGACGCGAAUACGAAACGGCACUGGCCAAUGAUGGUUUCCCUCAGGAAUGGGUUGCACGCGCCAUCGAGUACAAGAAUCUGAAAAAGGCCAUCAAGAAGGUGCAUCGCGAGUUGGAGUCGCUCGGACUGGACCAUCAGACAUUGGUCAACCUCAACGAGCUGGUGUUACAUGGCACAACCCCCAAGCCGGAAACGACUGCCAGUAGGGACUAUUUCGCCGGCACUCGACCGAGUCUGAGCAGCAUACCGGAGGAGUUCAGUCCACAACUACGUAUCCUGGUGGAUGGCAAGACCGGUGCCCCUCUGGAUGCCAAGUUGGCGCCCGAGACGUGGGAGUCGCUGCGGAAACUCGCCCGGUACGAGAUGGUCGUUAAUCGUCGUCAGGAGCACAUGGGCGACCACGCACAUACACACGCCGUGGCAGAGCAUGUGACCUCUCCUCCCGUGCAACAGGAUCAAGCACGACCGUGUUCGCCCGCGCGUGUCGCAGACGCUAGAUGGGUACAAGUACCUCUCGCUUCUGCCAAGGACUUCUUUCAGAUGCUCGAGCCCAAACUUAUGGAGCUGGACUGUCUUCGCGACGCCGAAACGCACAAUCUGGAGGAGGAAAUUCUAGACCUGGGAGAGGCCGUGGAGAAUGUGAUUCAACCCGUACGGGAAGGCUACGAAGCGAAGCGAGGCAUGUCCUAUCGCGAUCUGUACUUCUGGAGAGAAAUGUUCCGGCUGUACCUGGAAACACCCAUCUUCUACUCGGAAACGGAACGACGACGCGGGGCACUCACGUACGCAGAAGCACGGACGAACCUGGAGAACUACGAUCAGCAGCUCCGGGACACGAAACUACUCGACAAGAUGCGAACACCACAGGCCAAAGAAGCAGCACGGCGCUUUCUCGACCUCAAUCUCCACAUUCUCAGCAUCAUGCAUUUCCAGGAGAUGAAUAGCAAAGCCAUGACCAAGAUUAUGAAAAAGUUCAACAAACGAACACAUAUCGAGGGCAACGAAUUCGUCUCGAGCCUGGCCGUGAAGUAUCCCGCAAUCGCAGCCAAGUCUUCUGCAGGUGGCUUCGCAGACAGCAUUGCUCGUGACAUGCAUGCCGAGAUUGGCUCCAAAGUCCUCGCCAUCGUCCCCCAACUGGACGAUUGGAUCUGUCCUGUAUGCUACGGCAUGGCAUGGAGACCCGUCAAUUUGGGGUGUUGUCGAUCCGUCUUUUGCAUCCGAUGCAUCAUCCACCUCCAAGAUCAGGACAUGAAGAAAUGUCCCAUGUGCAAUUCCGAGUCGGUGUUGAAGGCCAACGGCGCCAACAUUCACUUCGAAACGAUGGAAUUCUUGGAGAAAUAUUUCCCCAUGGAAGUGAAGAAGCGACAAAAGGAGAAUGAGCGGGCACUCCUCGUGCGGGAUUACGGCGAGGACUUUGUCAAGCCCAGUUGUUCGUUGAUGUGAGUGAGUGAGUGAGUGAGUGCGCAGGGAGGGAAGAAACAACAGACUCUUUGCAACGCGAACAGAGAAAACGCAUGCAUGCAUCCAGCAGCAGUCACCAAUCACCAUUGCAUCGUCUAUCUACUUUAGGUAUAGGUAGCCCGGGAGUUUUACCACAGAGUAUGGGGCGGGAAUUGCGUUUGUUUGUCAAAAGAGCAUACGGUAUGGGUAGGUGGGCGUGUGGAUGGGUGGCACUUUCCCUUUUUUUUCUUUUUCGAUACCCAGCCGCGAAAUCGGCAGUCACGACACGUAAUGUCACACGGUACGGUAGGUAUAUAUACCUAGAUAGAGGUAGAUAGAUGGAUGGAUGGAUAGGGUAGAUCGAUAGAUCAGUUACUAGUAGUAGCGUCAACAACAGAGACAUUUAAGUAAAC
Sphaerulina musiva SO2202 is the source of this 2140-nucleotide messenger RNA. RefSeq lists its product as uncharacterized. The transcript has a single exon. The record is from RefSeq and is a predicted model, not a curated record. The coding region runs from base 279 to 1730 and encodes 483 amino acids. NCBI's taxonomy places the organism in Eukaryota, Fungi, Ascomycota, Dothideomycetes, Mycosphaerellales, Mycosphaerellaceae.